Molecule: messenger RNA, 19353 nt
Organism: Pelobates cultripes (western spadefoot toad)
Lineage: Eukaryota; Metazoa; Chordata; Amphibia; Anura; Pelobatidae
Source: the annotation of a GenBank genome assembly
CGCCUGGCUGGGCCCGCCCCCAGUGCUGCCCGUCCGAACGCGCUGAUUGGCUAAGCCGUCAGCUCAGUGAGUAGCGCUGUGAGCUGUCUCCAUAGUGAAGGAUUUUCCCGCCAGCGGCCAUGGCCAAGCAGAGCACGCUCUUCAGCUUCUUCGCCAAAUCUCCCCCGAUCUCCAGCACCACCAAGAGCAAGUCCAGGGAGGUGUCCGCGUCCCCCACCGAGGCCGACCUGCCCUCCUCCACUGCGGGCAGGAAGUCCAGCAGCUCGUCCCCCAAGGAAGGGGCCAGGGACCGAGUAUGUGGGGCUCAAAGCAAUGGAAGGAAAGCUCCUCGCUCUGCCACUCCCAGGUACUAACUACCACGGGGGCUGGGAUCACCUGGAUCCGUCCUUACUGUCCUAACCAGAGAUGGGCAUGGUGCUCAUGGGAUAUGUAGUCUCCAGGCAUGUGGAGUGCCAAGGUUUGCAGUCAUUGGUUGGCUGAGGAUCAUGGGAUAUGUAGUCUCCAGGCAUGUGGAGUGCCAAGGUUUGCAGUCAUUGGUUGGCUGAGGAUCAUGGGAUAUGUAGUCUCAAGGCAUGUGGAGUGCCAAGGUUUGCAGUCAUUGGUUGGCUGAGGAUCAUGGGAUAUGUAGUCUCAAGGCAUGUGGAGUGCCAAGGUUUGCAAGCAUUGGUUGGCUGAGGAUCAUGGGAUAUGUAGUCUCCAUGCAUGAGGAGUGCCAAGGUUUGCAGUCAUUGGUUGGCUGAGGAUCAUGGGAUAUGUAGUCUCCAGGCAUGUGGAGUGCCAAGGUUUGCAGGCAUUGGUUGGCUGAGGAUCAUGGGAUAUGUAGUCUCCAGGCAUGUGGAGUGCCAAGGUUUGCAGUCGUUUGUUGACUAAGGAUCAUGGGAUAUGUAGUCUCCAGGCAUGUGGAGUGCCAGGGUUUGCAGUCAUUGGGUGGCUGAGUGUCAUGGGGAAUGCAGUCUCCAGGCAUCUGGAGUGCCAGGGUUUGCAGUCAUUGGGUGGCUGAGUGUCAUGGGGAAUGCAGUCUCCAGGUAUCACGAGUGCCAUGGUUCGCCCAUCACUUAUGUGGAUACCUGGGAGCUCUGGGGUUUAUUCUCUAAAUAAACUGCAGUGAAUUGAAAUCCUUAUUGCAGAAUUCUGGGGGGGAAAAGCUGGCUUGCAAAGAACGCCUACUGUCUCAGCUUAGGUUUUGCAAUUUGGGUUUGUUCUCUGCAGUUUGAUGUGAGAAAACAAUGGAAGCUAUUCACUGAACACCAAAGUUUUGUGAAUUUGAAGCAGACAUGCAAAGUUUACACGAAAAUAGCUGAAUUAAAAGAGGGAAACAAAAAUCCAACUCUUUAGACACAGAUUGAUUACUUGCAUUUAGCUCCAAUUCAGAGAUUAGUGUAUAAACUCAGUUUUUUGUUUUCUUCCAGUUUCAAGAUGAUAUGGCCUAUUCUCUCCAUUAUUCCUCAUGAUGCUCUCCUUUAAUCUUGGCCUGAAUUGGCCAGCUCUCAACAGUCUAACGUUAUGGUGCUCUCCUCCAAUCCGCAUUCCUCAAUACACCUUUUAGGUUUCUUCAAUUUCUAGGUGGUUGGGAGAGUUCUGCUCAUCACACCUUUUAGAUUACAUCUCCAAUGAAUGGGCCGGUGGGGAUUAUCCUGGUCCCCACCACUACAGCAUCUGGUGCCUACCUCCACAAAGGGCUCCUCCACAUCCUUAAGUGAGGCACGGUCUUCCUAUAUCAAGGGUCCUGUUUUAGCGCCAGUCUUACCUGCUGUGGGCGGUGGUCAACUUGUAUCAGAUCACACCGACAUAUGGCUGCCUCUCCAUUACAUGUUUUAAUUCUUGCAGCUGUGUCGCAGAUUUAACUUUUAUUAUAAUCAUUAUUAUCAUUAUUAUUAUUAUUAUUAUCCUGUAAUAGUCAUGCCUAUCUCAAGCCUCCUGAUCUUGCGCACUUAAAUGGUCACAUACUUAGACAUGACAGUUUACUUGUGAUGGCGAAAAAAAGAAAACCAAAAAGGGUAAUGAGUGGACUAAAUAGAUACAGGCUGCAAAUAACCAAACACCAAAUAGGUGAAUAAUAAAAAAUAUUAUACAACCUGAAAAAAACAAUACAACGUAUUCUGUAAAGUAAAUAAAAAAAAAUAUAUAUAUAUGGUGUAGUAUGUUAGGGUUAGAUAUCAAGGUGAGUUUGGUAGAGAACGCACUUGAUCGAUGUAUAUUCAGACACUUCUCCCAUAAAUAGGGUCAGGAAAGUAAAUGGAUUAUCUUCAGGCAAGGUCUUAAUGGCUCAGAGUAACAGAAAGAAGGAAAAAAAUAUAUAGGGCAGAUGGUAUUAAAAUGUAACACACUUAUUGCACUUAAAGGAUAUCAGAUAAAAUAAGGCAUAUCUCCACAACCAGCGUGGUGUCCAGACUUCAAAGGAUAGCAGGAAGCUCCAGAGUUUCCAAAUGCAGGGUGGCAAUUAUACAAUAAAAUAAAAGUUUUAAAAAAAAAAGUAUACACAGGUCCUACGCGUUUCGUAUGUUGGGACUUCCUCAGGGAUCGAUGUAGAUGCUCCAGAAGAGUCUUCAUAUAUUGGUGACUGUGACGGACCCGCUGGCACUCCGACCAAGUACCUCCGCCAAUCAAUGCUCCUAGUGCUUGCUGAGGACUCCAAGCACUCCAACCGACACCAUCAGCACUGCAGACUUAUCCCAUCCCCCAAGCAUGAUCCAAGGCUUCAAGAAAGGUCUGUUUAAUGAGCACACAAAAGCAACAGCACUCAUGCAGCAAAACUCCUCCUCCUCAGAGGAAAACAAAAUGACAGUUAAAAGGGUCAGAGUUUGAAAAUAUGACAGUUGUAAGGGCAGACAGUUUGAAAAUAUGACAGUUGUAAGGGCAGACAGUUUGAAAAUAUGACAGUUGUAAGGGCAGACAGUUUGAAAAUAUGACAGUUGUAAGGGCAGACAGUUUGAAAAUAUGACAGUUGUAAGGGCAGAAAUAUGACAGUUGUAAGGUCAGACAGAGUUUGAAAAUAUGACAGUUGUAAGGGCAGACAGUUUGAAAAUAUGACAGUUGUAAGGGCAGACAGUUUGAAAAUAUGACAGUUGUAAGGGCAGACAGUUUGAAAAUAUGACAGUUGUAAGGGCAGAGAGUUUGAAAAUAUGACAGUUGUAAGGUCAGACAGAGUUUGAAAAUAUGACAGUUAUUGGAAGUUGCAGAACUGUGCCAGUACCAUUUAAAGGGCCAGAACAGUCUUUUAAAACACCAAUAAGUCCAAAUGGUGUUUCUAACUGGCAAAAUCUCCCAGAGACCAUAGUCAUACGGCAAGAGGCUGGUAAUUAGUCCUCUCCGGGCACAAGUGUCAAAGGGCACUUCGUCACAGUGUCCUUAAAGAUUAAUAUAAAUUUUUAUACUUUUAUCUGCCAUGAUGCCCAGACUUCUCUAUAGCCCGGAUUGUAUGUGUAUACACAAAACAUUUGGUGUUUAAAUUUGGUUUCUGACUAUAUGCUCGUCGCAAACCAUGACCCGGAAGACUUUUGUGUUACAAGGUAAAAACGCACGCCAUGACUGAUGACGUCAUAGACUUACACAGAAUGUUGUCAAACCAGGAAGUAAAGACCCGCAAUGAAACAAACGCCGGUCCAGCUGCCACGCAUUAAUCUUCAAGGACACCAAUAUAUGAAGACUCUCCUUGAGCAUCUACAUCAAUCCCUGAGGAAGUCCCAACAAACGAAACGCGUAGGACUUGUUUAUACUUUUUUUUUUUUUUUUUAUUAUUGUAUAUUUGCCACCCUGCAUGUGGAAACUCUGGAGCUUCCUGCUAUCCUUUUGAAGUCCGGACACCACGCUGGUUGUGGAGAUAUGCCUUAUUUUAUCUGAUAUCCUGUAAGUGCAAUAAAUGUUACAUUUUAAUACCAUCUGCCCUAUAUAUUUUUUUCAUUUUUUCCUGUUACUCUGAGCCAUUAAGAAGACCUUGCCUGAAGAUAAUCCAUUUACUUUCCUGACCCUAUUUAUGGGAGAAGUGCCUGAAUAUACAUCGAUCAAGUGCGUUCUCUACCACCCUCACCUUGAUAUCUAACCCUAACAUACUACACCAUAUAUAUAUUUUAUUUACUUUACAGAAUACGUUGUAUUGUUUUGUUUUUUUUCAGGGUGUAUAAUAUUUUUUAUUCACCUGUUUGGUUAUUUGCAGCCUGUAUCUAUUUAGUCCACUCAGUACCCUUUUUGGUUUUCUUUGUUUCGGCUUUACUACUUCAAGUGUCUUGAUUGGGAACACUUUUUUUCCUUAAAGGGUCCAUUUGUAUUUUGGGAGCAUAUAGUGAACCAUUCUUGUGUACUUUCUAUUUACUCGAGAUGUUUAAUAAUAAAAAAACUAAAAAGUGCUAGUCGCUCGACAUGUCCUGUAACAUACAUACGGAUUCUGUGCUGUAUCUAUUCUGGUUGAUGUGUCACGAUAAAUGUUUGCCCCAGUAUGCACUACAAAAAUAAAGAAUUUUUAAAAAGGGUUUCAUUAUCAAUACACGGAGCUAUACAACCAGAAAGUAAUUGCCAUAGGGUGUAACAAACUUAAUUUUCUCCAGAAUUUUGCACUUUUUUGUAAAAUUUAAAGAGGGCACGCCCUUCACACAUAAAGCACUUAAGCGUGCUAAAGUGCUUUAGGGGUCUGGAGUAUCCCUAUAAGAUGCUCACACAACCAAUAUCCCCUGGAAAUUGUAGUCCUGGACAGCAUACUUGAUUAGUCAUUGCAGUCUUAUUACAAUUGCCAUUUUAGUGUCACAAUUUUUAAAAUGCUUGUGUAUUUUUGUGUGUGUAUAUGUAAGUGAAUUACUGGCCAGUUAUGGGAGUGGAUAGAUUGCUUUGUGUGGGAGUGGAAAGGUUAAAGGAACAGUACAGUGUGAGGAAUACAAAUCUGUGUUCCUAACGUUCUAGUGUACCUGUCCAUACUUAAAUCAGUCCUUUCCAGUGGAGCAUUCUCAAAAACUGCAAUGUUUUACAUUGUAGGUUUAAGAGGGACAGGGUCACUGUACCAGAUCACUUAAUUGAAUCACUUUAAUUGUUUCUUUAAAGGGACACGAUAGUCACCAAAAAUAACGUUAACUUAAUGGUGUCUCUCUGCUCAUUUCUCUGCCAUUUAGGAGUUAAACCACUUGUUUAUGCAGCCAUAGUCACACCCCCUGCAUGUGAGUGGCACAGGCUUCCUAAGUCCCUUCUGUAAUGAGAAAUCUAAUGUUAUUGCAUAUUGUGUGUUAACAGAGUGGGAGACAAGAAUUUCUAAAUUGGUCUUCUAGACCUGCAAGAGUCUCGUGUGUGAAUUAUAGUUCAAUUAACAGAGCAGGUAAUACAAACUUCUAAAGCAAGUUAAUAUCUGAUUGAAAGGGAACCUAUUUUUUUUUUUCUUCAUGCAGGCUCUGUCAGUCACAGCCAUGGGAGGUGUGACUAUGGCUGUAUAAAUAAAGUAAUUUAACUCCUAAAUGGAAGAGAAUUGAAUAGUGAGACUGCAGGGGCAUGAUCUGUUGUUUUGUUCUUAGUAUCCCUUGAAUGUGACACUAAUGUCUGGCUUCUAAUUUUUAGGUACACAAGUCUGGUUUAUGUAUGUUCAUGUUUGUAAUGAUCCACAAUAAAACUGUUUCUGUGUUUAAAAUUGUGUCGCUGUUAAAUUAUAAUCUAUAUAUUUUUUUUUUGCAGUAUCGUAUGUGAGUUCACUCCUGGAGACCUGGUAUGGGCCAAAAUGGCAGGUCAUCCUUGGUGGCCUUCCUUAGUUUACAAUCACCCAAAAAGUGACACUCAUCUGAGGGGAAAGGGGAAAUCUCUCCAUGUUCACGUGCAGUUUUUUGACGAGAACCCAACUAGGGGAUGGAUCGGUGUAAAAUACAUGAAGCCUUUUUUAGGUAUAUUAACUUUAGUUUCGGUUUUAUUAUAUUAAUAUUUUGAUAAGGUAGAAGAAAAUGAGAAAAUAUAGAUUGUGUACACUUUUGAUGGAAGUAACCUCAUGCGUAUAUAUUCUAUAAAAAUCUGUAUAUAGUUCUGUCUAUCAUAAUUUUCAGUCACCUGAAGUCUUUUAUUGUAAUGGUUAUAUCUAUUUUCCGGUCUAUUAUUUUAUUUAUUUUUUUACUGUUUAUGCUUUCUGUAAUUUAUGUGAUAUCAGAUACCAUGAGGGGCACUCUCAAAUUCUUCUAGUUGUAAAAUCUCUGAGGGUACUGACACUAACCCAUCUGGCAAGCACCCAAUGUAUUGAUCUUGCGAGGAUGAAAUUCUCUGAUUUUUUUAUUAAUCAAAUCUGCAGUUUGAAAUCAAAGUGGAGAUGGAUGCUCUAGCUGGAACAGUUGUUAUCUCACUGACUGAAACACCACUGAGUUGAAUAAAUAUAAAUGUCCACAUGUUGUAAUGUAACUGUGUGAAAUGCCUGAAUUGACUUCACCUAUAUACAAUUUUUUUAUUUUUUUUUCUGUAGCAUUUUUAUUUUAUUUAUUUUUUAUUCAUUGAAGGUUCCACAGCUGUAGAAGUCCAAAAGGGUGGAAUGUUUUUCAGUACCAAACCUGAAUUGAGAAAAUCUAUGGUAAUGGCUGACGAUGCUAUGAAAAAAGACAAAGAAAAACGUCUUGAAUUGGUGGUGUGUACAGACCCUUCGGACUCUGAGGAAGAAAUGGAGGUAACCACUUGUAGUGUGAAGCAGUAAAGCAUUUCUGAGCAAUGGCUGUAAAUCUGCUCGUGUCUUCUACGAAAUUAGAGAAAAUCUAACUUUGAGUUUUUAUAUUUAUACAUAUUAAUAUGUCUAACUAUAAAUCUUUGACCAGUGUAUUUGGAGAUGUAUAUAAUUGUUAAACUCUGUUUUAGAUAAUCUUACUCAAAUUCUUAAAAUAAAUUUUAAAAAAAGUAUCCUUAAAUAUACUACAGGCUUCUAUCUGCAACAUGUAUUCCUGACCCUAUAGUAUUACAAGCACCAUCUAGCUCCCUUGUCCCCCUUAUUACAGUUAAAUCUUAAAUUUAUUCCAGUUUGCUGCUGCUGGCUCUGCCUCCUUGCCUGACAUUAUCAGAAGUGGUGGUCUGAGCCAAUCACAAUACUUUCCAAUAGAAAAGCAUUGGAUUGGCUGAGACUUUCAAGGAGGCCGAUGAGGGGCAGAGCCAGCACAAGCCAAAUACAGCCCUGGCCAGUCAGCAUCUCCUCAUAGAGAUGCAUUGAAUCAGUGCACAUCUAUGAGAUGAAAGUUCAUGCAGAGGAUAGAGACACUGAAUGUUACAGCACUGCCCCAGGAAGCACCUCUAGUAGUCAUCUGAAGAGUAAACACUCUGGGGGGAAAAAGUGUUUACUGCAAAAAGCCUGAAGAAAAUGAUUCUACUCACCAGAAUAAAUACAAUAAGCUGUAGUUCUGGUGACUAUAGUGUCCCUUUAAAUAAAGUUGAUGGGAAAGAUGGGAUAAAUUACACACACAGAAUGAUCCACAGAAUUGAAAUAAAUAUAUGUCCAUUUAAAUUUUCUAAAUUACAUUUAAUUGGUAGGUAAAUAAAGAUAUGUAUGCAUUAACAGACUUGAUAACCUGACAUUUUGUAAUGUAAACAAUCUCAAAAUGUGGAAUAUAUAGCUGAAACGUGUAGCUAGCUGCAUUUUAGGAGGUAGGAUAGGAGAUAAUUUAGAUAAUCUUGCUCUAUAUGUUACAAUGCAUUUUGUAUGAUUUCUUUUCCCUGUCUUUGUUUUUAUAGGUAGACAAUGACUUGUCUGUAAGUGAUGAGGAACCAGCAGAAAUACAAACAAAGAGACAGGAAAGCAAAAGUAGUGGAAAACCCAAAAGAAGAAGAAUUAUGGUCCAGUCGGACAGUGACGACAAGGACUCUGACGAUGAAUUCAAACCUGAAGCGAAGGAUAUUAGUGCAAGCAGUGAUGAAGCCAGUAGUGGAGUGGAUGAAAAUGAUCUCUCCGAACCUAGUACGGACACUGAAGUGGAUAGCCCCAUUAAAAUUCCAUUGAAACGUAAACGAGGGAAAGCUGAAAAUGUUCCUGUCUCAAGAAAGAGUUUGCAAAAGGAUGUCUCCGAAACGCCGAAAAGAAUACCAAAUGUUUCUGUUGAGGCAAAGCUGAAGUUGUCCUCUUUUUCUGCUCCUGAAAACUUUGAGUCUCAGGCGAAUGCCUCGGUGACUGGUAGUGUUUCUGUGUGGGAUCAUGAGAAGUUAGACUGGCUUCAAGAUGGCAGGAGAAAAGAUCUGAAACGAAAAAAACAAAAUGAUCCAGAUUAUGACCCAUCCACACUGUAUGUCCCUGAUGAUUUCCUUAAUAAAUGCACUCCCGGUAUGAGAAAAUGGUGGCAGCUGAAGUCUGAGAACUUUGAUUCUGUUAUCUUCUAUAAGGUUGGCAAGUUUUAUGAAUUGUACCACAUGGACGCUGUCAUUGGUGUCAAUGAGUUGGGCUUGACAUUUAUGAAAGGAGCUUGGGCUCACUCUGGAUUUCCAGAGAUUGCUUUUGGACGUUUUUCUGAUGUUCUUGUACAAAAAGGUUUCAAAGUAGCAAGGGUGGAGCAGACAGAAACUCCUGAGAUGAUGGAAGCACGCUGUAAGUCCAUGUCACAUCCAAGUAAAUUUGACAAGGUGGUAAGAAGAGAAAUAUGCAGGAUAAUUACCAAGGGAACACAGACAUACAGUGUUUUAGAUGGCGAGCCAUCAGAAAGCCAUAGUAAGUACCUUCUUUGCUUCAAGGAAAAAAUAGACUGUUCUGGUCAGCAGAGAGUAUAUGGUGUUUGUUUUGUUGAUACUUCCAUGGGAAAAUUUCAUAUUGGGCAGUUUGAUGAUGAUCGGCACUGUUCUAGGUUUCGGACAUUGGUAGCCCAUUUUCCCCCAGUUCAAAUUUUGUUUGAGAAGGGAAACCCUUCUAUAGACACUAAGAAAGUCCUUAAAAGCGGUGUGUCUACUUCCAUUCAAGAAGGUUUGCAAACAAUAUCUCAGUUUUGGGAUGCAUCCAAAACACUAAAGAUUUUAGCUGAAGAAGCAUAUUUUGCAAAACAAAGUAAGCAUGAUGACGACAAUAGCACAUUACCACCAGUUCUUAAAUCCAUGAUAUCCGAAAGUGAUUCUUUAUCACUAACUCCUGGUGAAAAAAGUGAACUUGCACUAUCUGCCCUAGGUGCCUGUAUAUUUUACCUUAAAAAAUGCCUUAUUGAUCAGGAACUGCUGUCGAUGGCAAACUUUGAAGAAUACAUUCCUGUUGAUAAAAAUAUAGAAAAAUCACUGAGUUCAAGCAACUUCUUUGCUAAAACAAGCCAGCGUAUGGUCCUUGAUGGAGUAACACUAGCAAACUUAGAGAUUCUUCAAAAUGGAACCAACGGAUCAGCAGAAGGAACAUUGUUAGAGAAAUUAGACUCAUGCUUCACACCAUUUGGUAAACGGCUCUUGAAACAGUGGCUUUGUUCACCUCUGUGUAAUCCCUCCUCGAUUAAUGAUCGCCUUACUGCAGUGGAAGAUCUUAUGGCCAUUCCAGAAAAGGUCUCUGAAAUUAAUGAGCUUUUGAAAAAACUCCCUGAUCUUGAAAGGCUGCUAAGUAAAAUUCAUAGUAUAGGUUCUUCACUUAAAAGCCAGAACCAUCCAGACAGUAGAGCGGUUAUGUAUGAGGAAACAACUUACAGUAAAAAGAAAAUUGCAGAUUUCUUAUCCACCCUAGAAGGAUUUAAGGUGAUGCAUGAAGUCAUUAAUAUCAUGGAUGAUGCUCUUGGUGAUUUCAAGUCCAAUAUACUUAGGCAAGUUGUUGGGCUUAAAAAUAAAACUUCCAAGGGACUCUUUCCUGACUUAUCAGCAGAGCUAAAAAGGUGGGACACCUCCUUUGAUCACGAGAAAGCCCGAAAGACUGGGGUAAUCACUCCUAAAGCUGGCUUUGAUCCAGACUAUGAUGAAGCUUUGAAGGAUAUAAAAGCAGCUGAACAGAACUUGAAUGAGUAUUUGGAGAAGCAACGGAAAAGGCUAGGCUGCAAAAGUAUAGUUUAUUGGGGAACUGCUAAGAAUCGCUAUCAGAUGGAAAUACCAGAGAGUGUCACUGAACGCAAUUUGCCAGAAGAAUUUGAAUUAAAAUCUACAAAGAAAGGAUACAAGCGGUAUUGGACAAAGACCAUUGAAAGAUUAUUUGGAGACAUUGUGAAUGCGGAAGAGAGGCGAGAUGCAGCCCUCAAAGACUGUAUGAGACGUCUAUUUUAUAAUUUUGAUGUAAACUACAAAGAAUGGCAAACUGCAGUGGAGUGCUUCGCUGUACUAGGUAAGUGUGUGGUUUUAGUCAAUGACUUGGCUUUUAUUUAAAGUGACACUGUCACAGUCUAGGGACUUUGCCAAAUUUGCAAAGUCCCCCAACAGUGACAUUGCCGCUGGGAGUCCGGUAGUUAGGGGUGAGAUUAGUUACCUUAAACUGUCACUCUCGGAUGCCGCCAUCUUGGUUGCGCCGCUCCCCCAGGAACCGACAUACUGUACUGAGUACAGAAUUGAGGUAUCUGGUAGAUCCCGUAAGACCGGGGAAUCCUCCACAGACACAACUUGACACAUAUGCUCCACUUUGUCAGGCAGAGGAGAAAGACAGACAGAGUAGUCCCUACUUUGUCUCUGUGUAUCUCUUGACUGGGUUGGAAUUUCAGUUACAUUCCAACACCGUCAUAAUGAGUAUCUUGUAAAGAUUCAAUCUUUAUGAAAUACUCCUUUUUAACAUGGGGGUGACAGUGCUGCUGUAUAUGCAUUCUCUGCUUUAACUAUAUAAAAUAACUGUCAAGUAAUACAUGUCCUUUUAAGGUCCUCUAGUAAGUAGCACCACUUGUCCAAUAAAGUACCAUAUGCGAUAAGCAGUUUACAGAAUUUUUUUUAGAUGCUUAUGCAAAAGAUCCGUUAAAAACUUAUUGGCUCUUUCUACCUGCACAGUCUUGUGUAAGAGAGUAGGGUUUCUGACCAGAGACACUUUAAAACUGGUUGGCCCCCAUUGACCAAGGGUAUGCCAGGAGAUGCAGUAAUAUGUAUUUUCAUUCUCAUUUACUUUUUAUUGUAGUAUCUGCGUUUGCCCCAUUAGAAGUGACCACAGGAAUGUAUUAAUUUGAGGAGUCUAUUGCAGGAACUUAAAGCAGUAUUUUUUAAAACGUAAUGUAUGCACGUACUGAUUUGAUUGUCUGAAUACUUUGGUAAUUGUUUUGUUUUUUGUAUUCCCAGAUGUCCUCCUGUCUUUGUCCCAGUACAGUAAAGGUGGAGAUGGACCAGUAUGUAGACCUAGUAUUUUGUUGCCUGAUGACACAUCUCCUUUCCUGGAGCUAAGGGGCUCUAGGCACCCCUGUAUUACAAAGACUUUUUUUGGGGAUGAUUUUAUCCCGAAUGAUAUUGUAAUUGGCUGCAGGGAUAAGGAAGACUCUGAUAACAGUGAGGCUCACUGUGUGCUUGUGACUGGGCCAAAUAUGGGGGGCAAGUCAACCCUGUUGAGACAGGUAAACUCACUUUAGGGUCUGUCUGCUGUUCAUAUAUUUUUUUUUUUUCACUACUAUGUCCUACUUCAAACUGUAGUCAACACAGCUGUUCCUGUACAUCUAUAUCUGUAUAUCGACCCUUCUCCUUCAGCCUCCCAAGUCACAUGUAAAGAAAAAGUGUACAAAAAAAUUGUAUUUAAACUUGCCAAAAAAGUUAUGUCAGUUAAUCUUAACGGACCACUAUAGGCACCCAGACCACUUCAGCUUAAUGAAGUGGUCUGGGUUCCAGGUCCAUCUAGGGUUAACCCUUUUUUUUUUUUAAAUAAACAUAGCAGUUUCAGAGGAACUAUGUUUGUUAGGGUUAAUCCAGCCUCUAGUGGCUGUCUCUUGACAGCCGCUAGAGGCGCUUGCGUGCUUCUCACUGUAAAUUUCACAGUGAGAAGACGCCAGCGUCCAUAGGAAAGCAUUGUGAAUGGCUCCUGAUGCGCAUUCAGCCGAGGAGGAGAGCUCCCCGUCUGGUGCUGGAGAAAGAGGUAAGUUUAACCCCUUCCUCUCCCCAGAGCCUGGCGGGAGGGGGACCCUGAGUGUGGGGGCACCCUCAGGGCACUAUAGUGGUCCUUUAACUAUUGCACAGUUCUAGCACUGAAUUUACUUUAUUGGUAUUUUAAUACCAGAGCAAUAUUAAAAUAUUGACUGAUAAUGGCAAUUUUACGUUGUGUUCAGUACUGCCAUAAUGUUUGCAUUUUGUAAUGAGCAGCAUCGAAAGCACCUUACCUCCUCUACGGGUAAUGAUCUUUUUAGAGUAAAGCAGGGCGCACGUAUCUCUGUAGUCAGCAGUCACUCUCGUCACGGUUUUGCCAUGCCUUUUAAAUGUAAUUGAAAUGUCUUUUUUUUUUUUUGUUCUGUAUGGGAGGUUAACCUGCUGUGGUCGUGUCUACUUGUAGGCUGGACUGCUAGUCGUCAUGGCACAGUUAGGAUGUUAUGUUCCUGCGGAGAUAUGUCUGCUGACUCCUGUUGACAGAGUGUUCACAAGACUGGGAGCAUCAGACAGAAUAAUGUCAGGUGAGCGAUUACAAAGUAUAGAUGGAUGACUACUUCAGGUCCCAACGUUAAUAGUGACAGUACAAUAAUAAAUAUAUAUAUUUGAUUGACAGGACUCCUAACUUUUGUUUGUAGGUGAAAGCACAUUCUUUGUGGAGCUCAGUGAAACAUCCAGUAUUCUGCAGCAUGCAACUGAACAUUCCCUUGUACUUCUCGAUGAACUUGGUAUGUGUGAUUACUGCUCUUGAAAAGUGCUUUAAAUACUCCUUUUAUAGAGGAACUGUUAAUUAUAAUUUUACUAACGUUUAAAGCAAAGCUCAGUGUGUCUUCUGAUAUAAAUUGUUGAGAACAUUGUGGGAACAUAGAAGUGCUGAACUAGCACAAGUGGAGUGGAAUUAAAGGACCACUCUAGGCACCCAGACCACUUCAGCUUUAUGAAGUGGUCUGGGUGCCAGGUACCUCUAGGAUUAACCCUUUUUUUUUUUUUUUUUUAUAAACAUAGCAGUUUCAGAGAAACUGCUAUGUUUAUACUGAGGGUUAAUCCAGCCUCUAAAGCCUCUAGUGGCUGUCUCAUUGACAGCCGCUAGAGGCGCUUGCGUGCUUCUCACUGUGAAAAUCACAGUGAGAGCAAACAAGCGUCCAUAGGAAAGCAUUGUAAAUGCUUUCCUAUGUGACCGGCUGAAUGCGCGCGCGGCUCCUGCCGCGCAUGUGCAUUCAGCCGAUGACGUCGCGAGCAAGGAGGAGUACAGCUCCCCGCCCGGCGCUGGAGAAGGUAAGUGUUUAACCCCUUCCUCUCUCCAGAGCCCGGCGGGAGGGGUUACCUGAGGGUGGGGGCACCCUCAGGGCACUAUAGUGGUCCUUUAAAGCAACGCUGUCACUGUAUGGGAACUUUGCUGAAUACGGAAAGUCGUCGUCCCCCCCUCCCCCCCCCCCACGGUGACAUUGGCACACAUAAAGGAGAGAUUACUUACCUGAACCUCGCUAGUGCCGCCAUCUUUCUCAUGCUCCUACUCUUCAACUACUGAACUAUGGAGACCAUGGGAUCCUCUUUGGGAGGGACGGCACUUAUUUACUGGACUGAAGGAAAAUGGCACAAUUGCUUGUUCAAAGCAGAGUUUCUCUUUUAGUGUUCUUUCAAGUGGGUAAAUAAAGCAUUUUCAUAGAUCAUUGAAUUGUAGGAACUACACUUAUUAAACCAUGUCUUUUAAGCUGUUCUAACUCGGAUGUCUACAAAUUCUCUUUAGGCUUUUUAGAACUCGUCAUUGCAUUUCUAUAUUUAAAUGUUGUUUUUUUUUUUUUACUUGGGUUAUUUUGUGGAAUAGGUGGUCAUUUGGUGGUAAAAUAUUACGUCAUUCUAUUUCACAGGAAGAGGUACGGCUACGUUUGAUGGGACUGCUAUCGCAAGUGCAGUGGUUAAAGAGCUUUCUGAAAGUGUUAAAUGCCGUACUUUGUUUUCAACGCAUUAUCAUACUCUAGUGGAGGAUUACUCCUACACCCCAUCUGUGCGUCUUGGACAUAUGGUAAGUUCCAUGCAUGAGAUUUAACUAAUCUGUAUCCUUUAAUUAAAAAUAUAUAUAUAUAUAUAUUCUAUUUUGAUUUAAAAAAUUUAUUUAUUAUAACUAUCACCUUAAAUUAUUUUGAUAAAUAUCAAAGAGGUUAAAAAAAACAGAAACGUACUAGCAUGAUUAUGGCUGGUAAGUGUUCAUUUAUAUUAUUUAUAUAGCGCUAGCAAAUUCUGUUGCGCUGUACUAUGGCUGCGUAAAGAUCUAGAAAAUGUGUCCAGUAUUACAUCCGGCUAGAUUCAUGGGUCUGUAAAGCACUGUACAAGCUGUCGUAUGUUCAUUCAUGUCAGGAAUGUUCAAGACCUGUCUAACCUGUGCUUGCAUUGUGCAGAUGUUACAUGAGCCCCCACCUCCUACCAAGCUGUCAAUAUACACAUGCCUGACUCUUGAUUUUGGAGAUGGUGCUGUCAGUUUGCAGACAGCAAAAGUUAUAUUAAUAUCAGCCUAUUGAACAUCUCCACUCAUGUCAUGGACAGCGGACGUACUAGGUAAAAUCUACUAGACAAAUCUGUUAGUUAUCUGAUCGCCACUAUUCCCUCGCCCGUGAUCGGUGUGACGUCAUACCAAGUAAUUUUUUUUUAAAUAAUAUAUAAAUUAAAAAAAAUUAAAUGAAUAUAGAAUUUUAUUGUAACUGUUUUUAUAAUAUAUAUUUUUUAUCAAAAUACACCUAGAAUGAAAUCUGUGUAUAUAUAAAUAUAAUGCAAAAUAUAUAUCAUAUACAUAAUUUCAUAAAUAUACACAGACUUCAAAUAUAUAAAUGUGUAUUUUUAAAUUCUAUGUGCAUUUAUGUAAUAUUUUUACUUAAUUAUUAUUGAUUGCAGGACCUGCCUGACAAACCAGGCCGGAAGUCCAGAGAAAUUUCAUUUGCUAGCACUGUAUUUAACCCUGUAACUUUCCAUAACAUCCUAAAACCUGUACAUGGGGGGUACUGUUUUACUUGGGAGACUUUGCUGAACACAACUAUUAGUGUUUCAAAACAGUAAAAUCUAUCACAGCGAUGAUAUUGUCGGUGAAAGUGAAGUGUUUUUGCAUUUUUUUUUACACACAAAUGGCACUUUCACUGAUUAUUGUUGUGAUAGGUUUACGGUUUUGAAACCCUAAUAUUUCUGUUAAGUGAAGUCUCCCGAGUAUAACAGUACCCCUCAUGUAUAAGUUUUAUAGUGUUUUUUUGAAAGUUAGAGUCAAAUAGACUUGAUUUUUCUUUUCCUUUUUUUCCACAUUGAAAUUUGCCAGAUUGGUUAUGUUGCUUUUGAGAGUGUAUGGUAGUCCAGGACUAAGGAUUACCCCCGUGACUGCAUACCAUUUGCAAAAUAAGGGUUUUUUUUUGUUUUUUAAGUAGCCACUUGGUCACAAACACUAGCUAAACUUUGCAUUCAUAAUAGUUUUUUGCAUUUUUAACACACAAAUAUAAACACUAACUAUGGCCAGUGUUUGUGACUAAGUGGCUACUAAAAAAGAUUGGACAUACCCCAUAGUGGUUGUCUACUUUAAAAAAAAAAAGAGGUGUGAUUCAGAGAUUUGUGACAGAUAAGUGUUACAAUGCCACUAUUGAUACAUUUUUAAAAAUAUAUAUUUUGAAAUGGCAAUGUCCUACUUGUACUUAUUGCCCUAUAACUUACACCAAAAAAAGCUAAUAACAUGUUAACAUUGAGCAUUUUCUAAACUCAGGACAAAAUUUAGAAACUAUUUAGCAUGGGUGUUUUUUGGUAGUUGUAGAAGCGUAAAAAUUUUUCAUCAUGUUUAUUAAAAAAAACACCUAUAGUAAAUUUAUAUCAUGAAAAUAAUGGUAUAUUUAGACCAUUUAAUGGUGUGAAAACUACAACUAAACACAAACAAUGUAAAACAGCCCUGGUCCCAAACGGUAAGAUAAUUGGAAAAACUGUCUUGUCACUAAGGGAUUAUUCUGAAUCUCAAACGAUCAUAGGUUUUAUGGGAUACGAGAAGCACCCUUAAGACUGGAAUCAGAGGCUCACGAGUGGUCUGGCACCUUGUGCAUGUUUACUGCUGCUUCAUUUUUGCGUUGAGGUAGCAAGAAGAGCAGGGCACAUUGACAUUAUUUUUUUUAAUGCACUAUUGAGAUAGUACUUUAAAAGGAAUACUUGAAACAAUUACUGCAACCUAUUGUAGAUGUUAUGGCACCCCCCCCCCCCAAUGGAAGGAGUGAAACUGUUUGUUUGAAAAUAUACAUGUAGGCUGAAAGGUACUGGCUCUUCCUCUGACCCUGCUACAGAUUCAAGCUGCACUGAUCUAUUUGAUGAGUUAAGAAGUCAAACUAUUUACACAAGGACACUGCAUAAUCACUACUCUGGGCAUAAAUAUUUUCUGCCCUUCCCCCCCCUCUCAAUAUUACACGUGUUUGUGCACAUCUUCCUAAUAAUGAGCUGUGAAUAUGCAUAAGACCCUAACUGGAGCAAAGGAAUUUCUGACUUCUGCAUAUUGCUGAUAGAAUUUGCAUUUUUACAGUAAAGCAAAUAGGUUCAUUGUCAUUUUAGGCUUGCAUGGUUGAAAAUGAGUGUGAAGAUCCGAGCCAGGAGAACAUUACUUUUCUCUACAAGUUCAUUGCGGGAGCAUGCCCUAAAAGUUAUGGAUUCAAUGCAGCGAGGCUUGCAAAUAUUCCUGAUGAGAUCAUUCAGGCAGGACACAAGAAAGCAAAAGAAUUUGAAAGAGUUACAAUUUCCCUGAAGCUAUUCAGGUAAGUGUUUUAACCUCUCAAAAAAAAAAAAAAAUUACUUGUAAUCAAACGGUGAUAGUUUACAGCUAGGGCUAAACUUUUUAGCUAAUGUCUACUGGAAAUUCAACCCUGGUGUUCCAUGGACUCUCCAGGCUUGCUGCAGUGCACAACCUUUAAGGUUGUAAGAGCAUACAAAUAUUGAAAAUGUAAGCGCUGGGUACAACUAUACACAAAAUGCAGGUUACUUUUUUUUUUUUUUUUAUUAGUUUAUAGAACCAAAUUUAAAUCAACUUUCAGUUUUCUUCACCACUUAACUGGGGCCUGGGGCUACUUCAGUAUAGAAAUAACCAACCUACAGCAGAUUGUAAACUAUAACAUUUAGGCCAUAGGUAUUUCCUUUCUAUAUUCGAUGAUGUAGCAACCUCUCACACACAAUGUGGUGAUAACAUUAAAGACAGGUCUGGUACCCUAGACUCCACAUAUUGGCACUGGAUUUGUGUUCUUUGCCUUAACGAAUAGCAUGGUGCCUGACCCUAGAUAGCAGUGAUGGCUAGCCCUGACACCAUAAAUUUUCUGAACUUUUCCCAUGAUGCUAAGCCAGCUAUCAUGGGAAAUUUAGUCCAGAAACAAUUUAUGGUGUCAAGGUUAGCCAUCCACUGCCUAUUAAGAUCUGGUGUUACCUGCUGCUGACUCCCUUUAGUUCUGAAUAGUUUUAAUAAGGAGUGUGGGUCCUUUGUCACUUACAGCCCACUGGAGGUAGGAUGAGCUUCUGCUCAUGGUAACAUUUCCUCAUUAAUGGGGCUGCUAUUAUAUUAACUCUCGUUUAGCAUUGAACAGAAGGUUGAGUCUAGGGGCCUCCGAAUAACUGCUUCAAUUAGAGAAAUAUUUUGCCAGUCCAAAUUAAAAUGUAUAGACUUUUUGGUAAUUGUGUCUUUAUUUAACCCAUCAGAGAACUCUACCUUCUACUGGAAAAACCUUUCAAUGGCCCGGCUUUACAUAAACUGCUGGAGAGAACAUAAUAUGGAAAAAAAAAAAAAACACAACUGUUUUUGGUGUUUAUUCACAAGGCUGGUUUUCACACGGUAUGAUCUAAUAAACUUUAUUUUUUAAAAAUGACCAUAUUUCCAUUUUUUUUUUUCUUUCCUAGGAAAUUAAAACCCCUUUUAAUUCAUACCUACCCUCUACAUAAUGGUUAUUGAAUACUCCACAAUAUAUUAAGUCUAGAUGUUAUGGUACAUGCAUACACUUUCAGGCUGUUGAUUAUCCACUGUCACCAAUACAUAUAAAUGGAAAAGAAAAAAUAAAAACACAAAAGCUAUGAAACUGUGUAGAGCUGUAUAUAGGUUUGUCUCAGCUUCAUAAGAGCAGGAAAUUGUUCUAAAUUUCCAGCAAGUGUACAAGUUCCAGGCUGUUCAAAUAAAAAUGAACAGUAACAUAGGAUUUCAGAAACUUUACAGUAAACUUUUAACCAAAGUUAACACCCGCCAGAUCCCAAGGGGAGUGAUGGAAGUAUCCACACGCAGCAUCAGUGCAUCUCUACAAUGUCUCCUAUGGACAAUGGUCAAUGACCUGGGAGUCCAAAUCUGACCCCCUCCAUCUGUUGGAGUAGAACUACCCAGAAGCCAAAGGAAAUUACAGCUGGAGGGCCUGACAUCCCAUGUUCUUGUAUACAAGGACUGUUGAAGGGGGUUACAAGUGGAAAGGAGACAACAUUCUAACUCUCCAAAAGGAUACCAGAAAAAUUGCUGGAUUAAGAUUAGUGUUUUUUCUCUUUCAUAGAAAGAACAUAGAUACUGGGACAUGAGUACAGUUUACAGCAAUUCUAUGGUGUACUAACAAAACAGGACACGUUCAAGUACAAUAAGUUUGCUUGAAAUUAAAAUUAAAAAAAAAAAACCUACAUGAGAUUAAAGCAUUAAAAUAUCUCAAUCUGAAUACAUGUUUAAAAAAAAAAAAAAAAAUGCAGAAGUGCUAGCUCACAUUUACCAUGUUACAAAAAGCAAUUGGUACCCAUGCCCAUAAGGGCAACAGCAAUGACCCCUGCUGCCUGUCUACAGAAUAGUACUACUGCAAAUCGGACUGCCUUACAACACUACUUGUGGAAACACCAGCUUACUGUGGUGUCAGUACAAAUCUGCAGCUUAUUUUCUUCACGUAAGUCCUUAAAGUCUUGAGUCCAGAGUAAUGCUAAAAAUGCCCAGUUCUUCCUUUUAAUCCUGAGUCAAUAUAUUGCCUCUUCCAUCUCUACUUCCUUUAUAUAUUUAUUUGGCAGGUUUAAGUUUGCUCAUAUAAACAUCUCAGUCUUCCAGAAAUGGGCAAUUUUUUUUUGUUUUUGUUUUUUUUCCACAAAAGAAGAGGUUUAUGAUGGCAGGACUCCCCCCUUCAAGAACGAGUUCAGUUGUGUUGCAAAGUAUUAGAUUCUAUAGGUGGAGCAGAGUCAUAUAGAGUGUCUGUGUCAUGUGUGGGUUCUCCAGCUAAUGUACAAGGAUUAGACAAUGUUCCAGCACCACAGUCACAGAAAAACCUUAGAGGAUGAGAGAAAAUAAUUAGGCACAUGCUUUACAGAACACAUUCUAAAUCUGUAGUCUUAUGCCUUCAAUUCAAACACAUACCUAUCAUGUCUAAUAAAUUCUACGUCAUGUCCUUGGUGACACUUUUUAAUGCAGUUCACACAUAUGGCGUUACGGUCUGUGGUAUUGCAGGUGUGACAUCU